AUGGUAGAGAAGAAGCAAGCAAAGAAACAGCGGAUCCGCAUGACAAACAAGGCGGUCGAGGGGCUGCGCUUCUCAACGGUGCGUAUGCCUGCCAAGAGUGAAGUGCAAAAACAACAGACAGACAUCAGCCGCCUCAUCAGCGACCACGAAGAUAAAAGAAGUGGUGACAGCACUCGUGAAAAUGGGGAAGAAGGGGCGAGGGGGCGAAGUAGCGGCAACGGGAGGACCCGACAGGUGGGUAGUGCGGCGUUUGACCCCAUUCCAAACGAUCCCAUGUUUUUUAUUGUCGAAAAGUCCAAAUACUGGCCGCCCCCUUCCCUGGAGGACUUACACAAGUCCGUUGGGGUUGAAAUGUCGGGUGACGGUUUUGACCCAUACGACCGCCGCGAGGACGACGAGCAGGCGCGGCAAGCGCGGACAAAAAUUGUGCGGGGUGAACUGAACCACCCUCGUGGGAAACCACGGAAAAACACGCUCGUUAAAUUGGAGAGCAGUAGCGGUAGUGACACAGACAGUGACAAGUGA
This is a messenger RNA of Trypanosoma brucei brucei TREU927, 525 nucleotides long. RefSeq lists its product as hypothetical. Bases 1 to 525 code for a protein of 174 amino acids. The record is from RefSeq and is a predicted model, not a curated record. The transcript has a single exon. Lineage: Eukaryota; Euglenozoa; Kinetoplastea; Trypanosomatida; Trypanosomatidae.